This is a messenger RNA of Puntigrus tetrazona (Sumatra barb), 549 nucleotides long. RefSeq names its product ras-related protein Rab-3C-like. Gene Ontology annotation, molecular function: GTPase activity; GTP binding. NCBI's taxonomy places the organism in Eukaryota, Metazoa, Chordata, Actinopteri, Cypriniformes, Cyprinidae. Gene Ontology annotation, biological process: protein localization to plasma membrane; regulation of exocytosis; protein secretion. Gene Ontology annotation, cellular component: endosome; plasma membrane; synaptic vesicle. The transcript has 2 exons. The annotation marks the transcript as partial. The record is from RefSeq and is a predicted model, not a curated record.
AAUUUUGAAAACGCUUUUUUAUUUAAAGUAAAUAUACGUCAAAUGUUAACAUGUAUAAGAAUAUUGUUUUAUUAAGCUGGAAAUUUGAUAAUCAAGCGAAAACGCAUAGUGUCUUCCGGGGUUGAGGACUACAAACAGUAGCACUGCAAAACUACAUUUCCCAGCAGCAAGCGCGACUGAGUGACGUCGGCGCGGCCGGGAGCGCGCACAGCGGAGCGGCUGAUGCUGAUGCUCAGCUCAGAGGACACGGAGUGAUCCGAGCAUCACCGGGAACCGACUGAAUUAUCGUGCCAAAUCUCUUCUGGCUUCGGUAGGAUGCGUCAGGACGGAUCCAUGCAGAUGGCUGCGGCGCAGAAAGAGGGCUCUGACCAGAACUUCGAUUACAUGUUCAAACUGCUGAUCAUCGGCAACAGCAGUGUAGGAAAGACGUCGUUUCUCUUCCGGUACGCUGACGACUCCUUCACGUCAGCGUUCGUGAGCACGGUGGGCAUCGAUUUCAAAGUCAAAACCGUCUACAAGAACGACAAGAGAAUCAAACUGCAGAUAUGG